Alternaria arborescens is the source of this 2397-nucleotide messenger RNA. RefSeq lists its product as hypothetical. Gene Ontology annotation, molecular function: mRNA binding. The transcript has 3 exons. The coding region runs from base 1 to 2397 and encodes 798 amino acids. Lineage: Eukaryota; Fungi; Ascomycota; Dothideomycetes; Pleosporales; Pleosporaceae. Gene Ontology annotation, biological process: deadenylation-independent decapping of nuclear-transcribed mRNA; P-body assembly. The record is from RefSeq and is a predicted model, not a curated record. Gene Ontology annotation, cellular component: P-body.
AUGGCUUCCACUUUUGUUGGCUUAUCGGUCGCGGUGACACUACAGAGCCCUCCAGGUGCUGUCGUGCUGGGUGUGGUCAGUGGUGUUGAUCAACACACGGCUACUCUGACGCUUCAAGAUGUCUUCUUCCCAAACUCUGGUCACCGUGUGCCUUCGUAUAACGUCGAAGGACAUAUGAUCGCCGAUAUCAAAGUCGCCCCCUCUGCGCCCGCUCCUCAACCUCUUCCAUCGCGAUCCGAGCCUCCUGCAUACCCGCGAUAUCCCCAGAACCACGUUCAGCACCCGCCACCGCAUAGCGGACAACAGAUUCCGCAUCUCGUCAGCCAACCGUCGUCGGGCCCGCCUACAGGCGCACCUGUCUACCAGAACGCUCGUCAAGCGCCCCGCCAAGUCGCUCCUCAGCCAACUCCAGCUGCGCCGUUCGUCGACCCCGCGAUUCUUAGCAUGGGGAAGCGCACCUCGACAGUUCCUUCGUUGAGCUCUGCCGUUGCUGCGCCUCCGCAGGAAGCUCCUGCCACGCCCAUCAAGCCCAUAGCUGCUGCAAGCGCUGCGGCUUUACCGAAAAACACGUCUCCGUUCGUGGGCCAUGCAAAGAAGACAAACGUUCGAAAGCCGAGUGCAGCCACUCUAGAGGGCCCAUUUUCGUCGCUGGACAUCGCGGAUGCUGAAGAGGCAGAUAGUGAGGCGCGUACAGGACAGCUAGCUGCGCGAAGGGCAAGCAUUACCAAGACCAGGACCGGCAAGCCAAUGGACGAUCCCAGUCCGCAGAAGAACGACGACAAUGGCAAAAAGACUCGAAGAGGAGGCAAGUCUCGUAAGAAGGAGCUUGCUGCUCAAGAGAAGAAGAAUGGCGACGUCGAGACUGUCAAGAAAGGCAAAGGCAAUGGUUGGAGGAACACUCCAAUGCUACAAGCCGCCGAACAGCCACAGACAAGAACUCCCGGGGUUAUAGGCGGCAGAGUCGGUCUUGCAGCGGCAAACGCUUCGAAUCGUAAGACAAAACGGCAGCAGGCGCUCGAAGCCACAAACGGUUGGGCUACAGAAGACGCGACAGAUAUCCAGGACAUGCCCGAGUUCGACUUUCAGAGCAACCUCUCGAAAUUUGACAAGCGCACGGUGUUCAAUCAAAUCAGGAACGAGGACACAACCGCAGAUGAGGAUCGUCUGGUCAGCUUUAAUCGCCUGGCAAGGCCUGGAACACACGGUGGAAAGAACCUGCAUCCUACAGAGAAUGUGCUAGAUCGGAAGCUGAAAAGUACCACAAACACAAGCUCUGAGGAAGAGGAAGAUGAGUUCGGCAGCGGGCGCAACUCUAGACGUGCAAUGUCCAGAGCCUCAGUCAAAAGGGCGCCAACACGGCAAGGCAGCGGUGUCCAGGCUGACUUGGAUAUGAUGGGCUCAGGUGUAUUGCCGCGCACCAACCGUUCGUUCGUCUUGAAUCGACCUUAUGCAUCCUCACACGCUACCGGUAGCCCCAGGCCGGGUCGCGUUGCUUCACCACCAGAGUCACCUCUUGACUCGAGCGCGAAGGGCUGCUUACGUCUCACAUCAAACAACCGCAAGUGCUUCGCUAUCACUCCUGGUGCCAUGCUGGCGGUCGAGGAGACUGCUGAAGUGGAGUUUGGUCUAAACGAGGAUAUCAUGGCAGAGAGUUCAGGUCGAGGCAUCGCAGAAGUUGCUUUGACCGCGAUAAAUCCAGGCGGCAGACGUCUCGCACGCGACAAUCCCAAUGCCAACCCUGUCAUUGUCGUCUUAGCUGGCAAUCACCGUGGAGGUGCACGCGCCGUAGCAGCAGCACGGCACCUUGCUCAACGUGGACCGAAAGUCAUGGUUGCACUACUUGGUUUCGAACGCAAUGCAGACUGGGACAAGGAUAUCCGACGACAGGUCGAACUUUUCCGGAAGUUUGGCGGCUCCGUUCGUGCAUGGAGAGAUACGGAAGAAGCUCUGAAGCGUCUACAAGCACCACCCGAGCUCAUCAUAGACGCCCUGCUUGGCCGUCACAAGGAGUUUGAGGCGCUUGGCGAUGAAGAUCAACGAGUGGUCCUCAACAUUGUAGGUUGGGCAAACAAGUCAAGAGCAGCCUGUCUCGCUGUCGAAACGCCGUCGGGUGUGGGCGGCUCUACGGGUGAAGUCUCUAUCUUAGAAGGCGAGCCACUGGAAGUUCGCGCAAAGUACAUCGUAUGUCUCGGUGCACCACGAACAGGUCUUGUAAAAGCGCUCCAGAACGGUGCUGGACGCGAUCCACAGUGGCUUAUCUGGAUCGUCGAUAUUGGUGUCAACAGACCCUGGCGCAAUGCUGGCAUCAGCGGUGGCAAAGGCAUAAAGUUCGGCGAGCAAUGGGUCGUACAGGCGCAGUUCGAGGAACCAGCUACAGUGGACGGCGCACGGGCUUAG